CCUUGCCCUAAUGGAGCUGCUUGGGGAAGACCUCAGACAUGGGAUUAUCUGGUGCUCUGAAGAAGUACAGAGUCCUUGGGAAUCUUAAGAAUAAGACCCAGUCUUUGAGACAUCCCAGCUUUUCCCCUGACGUUUUGUGAUGCCAGGGUGCAGUUGGCAGUGCUGAAGCAUGUGCGGGAGGACGUCCUGUCACUUACCUAGAGAUGUCCUCACAAGAGCUUGUGCCUAUCGGGACCGGAGGCCAGCAGCGGCUCCCCGAGAUAUCCCCACAAGUAUUACCCCUCUUACAACAAGCCCCCAGACCCACAGCCCAGUGCUUCUGUCUCGACUGCACUUGGAGAAGGACGCAGACUCAUCUGAGCGUGUCAUUGCUCCUAUGAGAUGGGGCUUAGUCCCAUCUUGGUUCAAAGAAGAUGAUCCUUCCAAGCUACGGUUCAACACUAUGAACUGUCGUAGUGAUACCAUGAUGGAGAAGCUGUCCUUUAAAGUGCCUCUGGGAAAGGGAAGACGCUGUGUUGUUCUAGCAGAUGGAUUCUAUGAGUGGCAACGAUGUCAGGCAACAAACCAGAGACAACCCUACUUCAUCUACUUCCCCCAAAUCAAAACAGAAAAGUCAGGCAGCAUUGGUACCGCCGACAGUCCUGAGGACUGGGAGAAAGUCUGGGACAACUGGAGGCUACUGACAAUGGCUGGGAUUUUUGACUGCUGGGAGCCCCCAGAGGGAGGAGACCUCCUAUAUUCCUAUACCAUCAUCACAGUGGAUUCCUGCAGAGGCUUGCUUGACAUCCACCACAGGAUGCCUGCUGUAUUAGAUGGAGAGGAAGCAGUCUCUAAAUGGCUAGACUUUGGUGAGGUCUCAACUCAGGAAGCUCUGAAGUUGAUCCACCCCACAGAGAACAUCACCUUCCAUCCAGUCUCCUCUGUGGUGAACAAUGCCCGAAACAACACUCCCGAGUGUCUGACUCCUGUUGACUUGUUGGUCAAAAAGGAGCCCAAGGCAAGUGCCAGCAGCCAGAAGAUGUUGCAAUGGCUGGCCACAAAGUCGCCCAAAAAGGAAGAUCCAAAAACACCCCAAAAGGAAGAGUCAGAUGUGCCCCAGUGGUCCAGCCAGUUCCUGCAGAAGAGCCCAGUCCCCACCAAGAGAAGCGGUGCAGGACUCCUGGAACGCUGGCUGAAGCAGGAGAAGGAUGAGGAGCCCCUGGCCAAGCGGCCUCACAGCCAAUAAUCCAGGACUUCAGAGACCAAGGCAGGGUUGGCUGCACUAAGUGCCGCUGCUAACAGUUUCUUGCAUUUUGAAUGUGUGUGGGGUGGUGGUGGACGGUGGUGUUUACUCCAAGGAGGUAACACAGUUUUCAUUGCCAGUUACAGGCUCAUGGGGGAGUGGCUAUCCCUGGCCUGACUAGGAACCAGGGUGCGCUGCAGGGCACUUUGCCAGGGCCAGACCCUUCCUCUAGGCUGCUGGAGCCUUUCCUGGAUGUGGACACUGCUGGCCCCCUCACAGCGCUGACCUGGUGCUCCUGGCUGGAGGAUGCUUGCUGCUCAGCCUUUGGGCUCUUUCAUCUUUCAGAAUUAAGAUUUUUAAAGUUCUGGGGUGGUUUUUUUUUUAUAUAUAUUUUUUCCUUUUGUUAUAUUCAUAUAAAUUAAUUUGAUAAACUUUCAACGUUUUGGAAAAUGAUACUAGUGGAGGAGUUCUGGAUUUUACCCAGUUUUCUGGUGGCAUAGUCCUAAGGAAUGGGCUUUGUCAAGAACAGAGGGCCCUGGGGCUCUCUGUUAUUUUGGAAACAAUAAAACUGCUUUUUUGUUUAUUGGAAACAAUAAAAUAAAAACUGCUUUUUUGGAAACAAUAAAAAGUCUUCAUGGGGGGCUCUUUGUUGAGUCUCUUU
Choloepus didactylus (southern two-toed sloth) is the source of this 1883-nucleotide messenger RNA. It is a transcript of the gene HMCES, whose product is annotated as 5-hydroxymethylcytosine binding, ES cell specific. Gene Ontology annotation, molecular function: single-stranded DNA binding. NCBI's taxonomy places the organism in Eukaryota, Metazoa, Chordata, Mammalia, Pilosa, Megalonychidae. The coding region runs from base 170 to 1225 and encodes 351 amino acids. Gene Ontology annotation, biological process: DNA damage response. The transcript has 6 exons. The record is from RefSeq and is a predicted model, not a curated record.